GGCAAAACAGGCUCGCAGGAUGCGGGUGGGGGUGGGUGUAUAUGAACUAAUGUAGUCUGAUCAAACAUCGGCAACAAUCCCUGCAACCCACCAAGAUCCUCAGGUCCUUUGAGGGUAAAGUCAAAUCAUCAUGGCUGCAUCCUCCCAACUAUUCAGGGUCAUUCACGGCAGAAAAUUGAGUCAAAUCUUGGUGCCCUCCAUUACAUACCAAACCUGCUGCCAGUCUCCUCAUCCCUGCACCGAUGCAAGUCAGCCACACAGUUGGCACCAGUCACGAGGAUACAGGGCCUCAGCUGCAUUGCACACCUAUUACCUGACCCCACCUCAGGUUAACAGCAUCUUAAAAGCUAAUGAGUACAGCUUCAAAGUUCCUGAGUUUGAUGGCAAAAACCUCAGUUCAGUCAUGGGCUUUGACAGCAAUCAGCUACCUGCAAAUGCACCAAUUGAGGAUCGGCGAAGUGCGGCCACAUGCUUACAAACCCGUGGCAUGCUUUAUGGUGUUUUUGAUGGGCAUGCGGGCUGUGCCUGUGCGCAGGCACUCAGCGAAAGGCUCUUCUACUACAUCGCUGUUUCAUUGCUACCGCACGAGACACUGGUGGAGAUGGAGAAUGCAGUGGAGAGCGGUCGACCACUUCACCCAGUUCUGCAGUGGCACAAGCAUCCCAACGACUAUUUCAGUAAGGAAGCCUCACGCCUCUACUUCUCCAGCUUGCGCACGUAUUGGCAGGAGCUGCUGGAUCUGAGCAACCCUGGGGAGCGACCUGAUGUUGGAGAAGCACUUGUGAGUGCCUUUAAAAGGUUGGACAAUGACAUAUCCCUUGAAGCCCAAGUUGGUGACCCUAAUGCUUUCUUGCACUACUGGGUUCUUCGCGUAGCAUUCUCAGGCGCUACUGCGUGUGUUGCGCAUAUAGAUGGUAACGAGCUGCAUAUCGCCAACACUGGAGAUGGGCGUGCAGUGCUGGGCGUACAGGAACCCGAUGGCUCUUUUUCCGCACUCACUCUUACCAAUGACCACAAUGCACAGAACGAAUCUGAGGUGCAGCGUGUGCUGUCGGAGCACCCACUUUCCGAGGCCAAAACUGUAGUUAAGCAGGAUCGCCUGUUGGGAUUACUCAUGCCCUUUCGCGCAUUUGGAGAUGUAAAAUUCAAGUGGAGCAUCGAGCUCCAGCGUCGUGUUCUGGAGUCUGGACCGGAUCAGCUCCAUGAGAACGAACAUGCCAAGUUCAUCCCUCCAAACUACCACACGCCACCUUACCUUACAGCAGAACCAGAAGUGACACGACAUCGUCUCCGUCCGCAGGACCGUUUUCUGGUUCUGGGCUCGGAUGGGCUGUGGGAAACUUUACACAGGCAGGAGGUGGUGAGGAUUGUUGGUGAGCAUCUUACUGGAGUGCACCAGCAGCAGCCGGUCAGUGUUGGUGGCUUCAAGGUGACCCUGGGGCAGAUGCAAGGCUUGUUGGAGGAGAGGAAGGCUCGGAUCUCCUCUACAUUUGAGGACCAGAAUUCCGCGACACACCUGAUCCGACACGCGGUGGGGAAUAAUGAGUUUGGGUUGGUGGACCAUGAGAGAUUGUCAAAGAUGCUAAGCUUGCCAGAAGAAUUAGCUCGCAUGUAUAGAGACGAUAUUACGAUCAUUUUAGUGCAGUUUAACCCACAUGUCAUUGGCGGACAGUAGAACUGGACAUACUGUUUGUCACAUGCUUUCUGUUACAUAUACUGUAUCAUCAAUUCUAUCUAAAUCUCAUCGCCGCAUUGUCGGUAAUAUCAGCACAUCAACUAUAUCAGUGGAAUGUAUUGAUCUGUGUGUAUACUUUUAUGUUCGUUUUUAUUUUCACACAUUUAUGGCAGCUGCCUUUGAGGGGAAUCUUAAUAUAUCAGCAGGCGAGCGGUUGAUUCUCAUCAUGUUAUAUGUGGCAAUGAAUCCAAACAGAAAAAGUCAUGCUAAGCCCAACACAGACUAUUUAACAUGUUAUAAUACAAAACAUAAUCAAGACUGGAACUUGCAUACAUGUUCAAAUGCACUAAUAUAAAUGAAGCACACUUUGUACUGUGGAGAGACUAUUAAUGGUCAGGAUGACUGUAAUGUGCCAAAAUCUGCUUUAAUGUAACAUGUAGGCUUUUAUUUUUUUUUACUAAUUUGUUUUGAAUGAAUCAAUGAAUGAAAAGAAAAUGAAUACAAAGGUCAUUAAAACAGGGUGAUAGAAGGAGAGAUAUUCAGGGUGGCCCUAAAAAAACAGGGCCACUAUGUUUGAUUGCUCAUAUCUUAAAAAGACAAACCAACGCAACAAAAAAUACGGAAACAAUUAUAUACAUUAAACCCCUCCCCCCAAAAAUUCCCCCCUACCCGACAAUUAAACAUAUGAAUGGAAUCAAUAAAAAUGGUUAAUAAUAACAACAACAAAAAUAUGCAUAAAGCAGUUAACAAGAUUUUUGGCAUACUUCUACGACUUUUUGUCAACAAAAUUAUGCAACAACUUCCUUCAAAUAAAAAAAUCAUUUGGCUCCAAAAAAGGGGCAACAUGGAGAAAGAAUCACCUAAGUUUACUGACACUGAAAACUUAUCUAAACAAUUUACUCAUUUAUUUGUUGCUCACGAUGAUGUCACAGUGACAUCAUUUUAUUGUUUACAAAAAGUCGUAGUAGUACGCCAGAAACCGUAAAAACGCCUUUAUGUAUUUUUAAGAUAUGAGUAAUCAAACCUAUUGGCCCUGUUUAUUGGCCACUCUGUAGAAUGAGAUAGAAGGCAAAAUAGGUCAAAACAAGUACUUUACACUUUAAUGAUCUGUAAAUGUGAUAAGGCUGUUUAAUGAGAGAAGUUGCCUUAAUGUUUUAUGUAAGUUGAAAUGAAACUUACAUUUCUUAUGUAUUUUUAUUUGUCCAAUGCCACUACUUACCCUGGAAAAUAAUGUUGUUUUUGGGAUUGGUUUUUAUAAUGGCCUUUGCUUGCUGAGGUUUGUUUUAGUGCCACUUGCAGUUGUAAUCAUUCUUUAUUUGAUUAGUAGGUGCUCUUUCUUGAAGAGUCUUGUAGUUCAAAGGUUAAUUGAAACAUAGUUUGCUCAACCAACGUACCUUCUCAUUAUUGUCAAAAUUUUCUUUUUUUUUUGGAACCAGAGGUUGGGGCUUGCAAAGUAAGACAGAAGUUCCAGAUUGUUCCUUAAUUGCCAUUUUUAUGUAUGCAAAAUAUUUUCUCAUGCCAUUCUUACCCCAGUCCCCCUGAUAUUUAUGGUAUAUCUGUUGUGCUGCUGGCCAUUGCUGAAAUUCCUCUUUGGUUGCCUGAGGUUUGCUGGGCCUGUCUGUAAGGGUAAGAACAGGUAUUUUAGGAAACAAAGGUUAAUGACACACACACACAAAUAUAUACAAUCAAGCUUCUUUGAACUCAUAAGCAUACAAAACCCCAUCUGUAUGUUAACACUACACAGAGAAAAUAUAAACCUGAAGGAUUGUGUUUCUAAAGUCAUUUAUUUGAUUUCCAUGUUGAAUCAGUGCCAUAAAGUUGUUCUUCCUUCUCUUUGUCAGAGGGUUAUUUAGCAAGGUUAAAACCAUAAAUCUGUGUCUGAUUGUACUUUCUAGUCUGUCUUCAGGCUAUACUUUUGCACAAGAAAGAACACGCACUGCUGAUUACAAUAUAACAUUUUUAGAGUAAUAGUCCAUCAGCAAACAGUGUUAUUGAGGUAAUACUGUUAUAAAGGUAUGGUCCACACGUUUGCAAAUAUGUAAAUAGAGACUGCUUUUUCUUGGAAAAGCAAAUGCUUAAUACUUGAAGUGGAUGUAUGCUGCAGCUUGUUAAGUUAAAAAUGUAAAGUAUUUUUAACAUUAUUUAGCAGCAUGUCACAAGUGUAUAACAACGUUACUCUUUGCUGGUGCAUGAAAAUGCCUUGUGCAGGUACUCUUGCUCUUUUGUAUUUAGAAUGUUUUAAUAAAAGAGUUUUA
Messenger RNA from Xyrauchen texanus (razorback sucker), 3930 nucleotides. RefSeq names its product pyruvate dehydrogenase [acetyl-transferring]-phosphatase 1, mitochondrial-like. Lineage: Eukaryota; Metazoa; Chordata; Actinopteri; Cypriniformes; Catostomidae. Gene Ontology annotation, biological process: protein dephosphorylation. Gene Ontology annotation, molecular function: cation binding; protein serine/threonine phosphatase activity. The record is from RefSeq and is a predicted model, not a curated record. Bases 131 to 1675 code for a protein of 514 amino acids. The transcript has 2 exons.